Molecule: messenger RNA, 1056 nt
Organism: Saccharomyces kudriavzevii IFO 1802
Lineage: Eukaryota; Fungi; Ascomycota; Saccharomycetes; Saccharomycetales; Saccharomycetaceae
Gene: ARA2
Product: D-arabinose 1-dehydrogenase (NAD(P)(+)) ARA2
Exons: 1
Coding region: 1-1056 (351 amino acids)
Biological process (GO): dehydro-D-arabinono-1,4-lactone biosynthetic process
Cellular component (GO): cytosol
Molecular function (GO): D-arabinose 1-dehydrogenase [NAD(P)+] activity
Source: RefSeq, a predicted model, not a curated record
AUGUCUUCAAAACGCAAGAAAAACGAGUGCGGUUUUAAGUUGGCUAGGACUAAAGUGAACCCGUCUGACUUAGCAUCAGUUUCACCUUUAGUUUUAGGCGGUGCGGUGCUGAACCAUCAGUACACCGCUGAGCCAGAAUCCAUUCCAUUGGAAGAUAUAAUCAAAUACGCCUUCUGGCAUGGCAUAAAUGCAAUCGACACCUCCCCUUAUUAUGGUCCUAGUGAGAUCCUUUAUGGUAAAGCAUUACGCAACUUGAAAAAUGAGUUCCCUAGGAACACUUAUUUCAUAUGCACAAAGGUGGGACGCAUCGGCGCAGAUGAAUUCAAUUACUCCAAAGAAUUCGUGAGAUUCAGCGUCCACAGAUCGUGCGAAAGAUUAAACACUACAUACCUAGAUUUGGUUUACUUGCACGACGUGGAGUUCGUCCCACUCCCACAAAUUUUAGAAGCACUAAAGGAAUUGAGAAUCUUAAAGGAUGAGGGUGUCAUCAAAAACCUCGGCAUAUCAGGUUACCCAAUCGAGUUCAUCACUUGGCUCACUGAACGUUGUUCUACUAAGGAGAACGAUAUCGGUUCACUGGACGCGGCACUAUCGUAUUGUAACUUAAAUUUACAGAACAAUAAACUACUCGAUUUUCGCGAAAGAUUACUGCACAAUGCCAACCUGAAGAUGGUGUGCAAUGCAUCAAUCUUGAGCAUGUCGUUACUGAGAUGGCAGGAGACAAGGCAGUUUCACCCAUGUACCCGGGAAUUGAAGGAAUGUGCCUCCAAGGCGGCUAAGUAUUGUCAAGAACAAAAUAUUGAUCUGGCUGACUUAGCUACAAGAUACGCUAUUGCGGAAUGGAUAGGCAAGGGGCCUGUGGUUCUUGGGGUGAGCAGCAUGGAAGAAUUGAAAUCAGCUUUGGAUAAUUAUGAAAAUGUGAAGUACAACGGCAACAAAUUGUCUUCCAAAGACGAAAAACUGGUAAAUUUCAUCCAGAAGAAUUUUUUCAGAGAGCAUUUUAAUGAAGUCUGGCCGUCGGGCAUUCCUCACCCAGAAAUGAUGGAAUCAUCCUAA